This is a messenger RNA of Styela clava, 2330 nucleotides long. Its product is annotated as transmembrane reductase CYB561D2-like. Gene Ontology annotation, molecular function: transmembrane monodehydroascorbate reductase activity. NCBI's taxonomy places the organism in Eukaryota, Metazoa, Chordata, Ascidiacea, Stolidobranchia, Styelidae. The record is from RefSeq and is a predicted model, not a curated record.
CCUGGCGGGUUGUAUGGCUAUAUAUAUGGUUAGCUCUAGUGGGCGAUGUUAGCAUUUACUUUUCUGUUAUUCUGGAGUUUAUUUUACAGUUUUAACCGGAGUGACAGACUUGGAACACUGUGGACAACUUUUAUGUUAUCUAUUAAAAAGUCCGAUUUUUCAUCAAUGAACCAACCACUUAUUCGUGGUGCAAAUGCGUCAAAGAAGACUAAUCAAAGAAGCAAAAGCGAAAAAGUUUUAAGGACCUUACGAAUUAUAAGUGCAAUGAUUGCUCAUUUGAUUGCAAUUGCUUUCCCAGCAUUUAUAAUAUAUCUGGCCAGCCCAGGAUCAAGCCUGUUUUCGUGGCAUCCUACCUUGAUGACAAUUGCUUUUACAACUUUAAUGGUGGAAGCCAUAUUGGUUUUCUCUCCAGAAAGUAGCUUGCUUUUUCGUGCAUCAAGAAAAACAAAAGUCACUGUUCAUUGGAUUCUUCAGUGCAGCUGUGUACUGUGUGCAUUGAUUGGAUUUGUUGUUAUAUUUUACAACAAAUAUGAACAUUCUAAAUCACAUUUUACAUCAUGGCAUGGAAGAUUUGGAUUAAUCACCGUUAUAUACAUUGUUGUGCAGGCAUCAUGUGGUAUAUUUUUACUUUAUCCAAGUUUAGUUAAGAAUUGGAAACUUGUGCAACUGAAGACAUACCAUGCCACAUUUGGUCUACUGGGUUUCACUCUCGCAUGCUGCACUAUUGCACUUGGAUUAUUUUCAAAUUGGUUCACUGGCAAUGUAUCUGGGUUUACUUGGUAUCUCAGCAUGUUUUGUGUUGGUUGGCUCACACUUGUGAUUAUGAAUCAGGUUACAACUGCAUAUUUACCUAAAACCAGGAAGCCUGCCAUUUGAUUUUUUAUACUUUUAAUUUGUUUUUAAUCAAAAGUAGAUAUUGCAGAAACAGAAACUUGUAUCAUGUGCCAUUGUUUUGUUUCAUAUUUUUAGCUUAUUUGAACUAAAUUCAAAUGAAUUUUAAUUAAUGACAUCUUCAAAUAUUCCCAACUUAUGGUUUGAACUUCGUUAUUGAUAAUUGUUGUAAUUAUAAACUCUAUAAUGUACAAAUGAUAUCAUAUGCUACCAUUCAACCAAUCGCAUAUCACAAUUAAGAGCAUGUGCAAUGGCCUAAUGUAAAUAUCAAUGUUCCCCAUUGAGUUUUGAUUCUGAAAAUAAGCAUAGACUUGUUGGAAAAUGUGAAAUGCUCAUUCGCUAUGGUGUAAAUAUUUCAUUCUAUCAUCCAAAUGGAACACAUUCUUUUCCACACAUGUUUCAGGGCUCUCCUUUCUAAAGUUUUAGUGUGAUAUUCAACAAAUUCAUGGCUAAAUUCUUUACAUAAAGAUUCUAUGAAAAAAUGAAACUGGACACAUGGGCGGUGUUUGUGAUUGAUUUGAUAAACAAAUUUUUAGUAUAUUCAUGUAUUUAAAUUUUUAUGAUGUGAAUACAAUGUGGCAAAAUGAUAAACUUUUUGUUAGAAUGUAGCCUACUUGCUUUAUGGUUUGGUUAUACAAUAAUUUUGUUAGUUCAAAAAUUGUAAAAUGAGAUAUUUCACGACUAGUGUGAAUUUUGCUCAGUCGUAGAUAACAUAACAAUUAAGUAUAAAUUGAUACAGGAAAAGCUCACAAGGGUAUUGAAAUUUUUGAUUUCAGUACCAAAUUGAAAAUAAAUUCAACUUUGUGGUAAAAUAUUCAUUACCUUUGUUUCCAAACCUUUAUUUGUUUCACUUGAAGAUUUCGAUACCUGGCUUUCAAAUGUUUGAUUUUAGGGAUAGUUUAAUAUAUUGGUAGAUGAUUUGAAUGCUGCAGUUUAAAUAUACUGGUAAAUGAAUUUGAAUACCCAUUGUUUCUGUUGAAUUUCAAUACUGAACUGACAAGAGUUUUGGAGUCGUAAAUUAUUUCACUUGUAGUCCAUUUGGUUAACUUUCAGCUGACUUUAUUGAAUACCGACCUUUGCCAUUAAAAUGAUGCAAAUAAAAGUUUAUCAAGGUUUUAUAGCAGUUGUUCUUAAACUUUCCGAGCCACGUCCCUUUUUGGAAAACUUUAAAAACUUCCCCCUAUUUGAUUUGAAAAAAAGCCAAAUGUUUUUGUGAUGGGCAGAUUGCUUUGUUUAAAGAUGGCACUGUAAGCGAGUUCUUCUCGUAGCGUAAUUGCUCGGAUCUUUCAGGCAUAAAAUGCAUCAGAGCACGACUUGUUCUUAUUCACUGUCUUAUGACGAAGCCUUACUUACGAUAAUCGUCAUCAUACAUUCUCGUUUUUUCGUUCAUUUUGCAAUAUCUGGUAAAGACAAACUGGAAUAAAACUAAACACAAUAAA